AUGGAGUCGACAAGCAACGCCAGUAAUGAAUUCACUAGAAAGCGACCUUACAGAGGCCUCCGUCGGGCUUGCUGGGAAUGCAAGAAGCGCAAGGUUCACGGACAUGGUAUGCAAACAAAUGCAAGCUCACAGGCCAACACGGAUAGCCUUGUACCGGACCGGGCAGAGGAGCAAGGCACAUGUUCAAAGCAUAUCGCGGAGAGGCUAUCCAAACUAGAACAGGUCUUUGAGAGAUUCGUGUGCCGCAAAAGCUCUGUCAUCGGGACCUCGACUGCUGUGCCGCAAAGCCCUACCUUGACUUCCCUGUGCUCCAGCGCCAAGGAAAGCAAAGUUUCUGUACGGGAGAUUUCAAGUGACGCGCAAAACGCUCGCUCUUUAGGGGAUGGAAGUCUUGGCACACACGCGUGGACUUCGGCGCCUCCCAUCCGUACACUGGAUGAUAGAACGGAAUCCAAGGGGCCAUACACACGCGGCGAAGGCACUCAUCGAACUCUGACUGCGUUGCUGCCUUCUCAGCAUGAUGCGGAUAUCAUCUUCGAAUCUUCCAACGGGUGGAUGAUCCUAGAUGGCAUCUACAGGGCUUCCCAAGACAUCUAUGUCCACAAAGACAUGCAGUCAUAUGCUUUAGACAUGCAGGCUGUUUCCAAAGAAAGAUCCAUCAUCGUCGGCCGCACACUCCUGCACUUGGCCGUCUGCGUCAAUUCACUUCCACCGGGCUUUGACUGCACGCGGCUAUCGAACAUAUCGAACCUGGACGCAACGAUGGAGAAUUAUGUAAAGACAGUGUCCUCACUGAUCAUAUCCUCAGACGAGCAGAUGAUGACGCUCCAUGGACUUGAGACGCUCCUGCUGCUUGCCAUCUACCAUAUGAACAGUGCCUCACUUCGACAGGCAUGGCUGAUUGUCCGGCGUGGCCUCAGUCUGGCGCAUCUCAUGGGUUUCCAACGAAUCAUUACGGUAAAAAAUCUUACGCCACCUAUUCAAGGUGUAUCGAAUGCAAAGAGGAUUUGGUGUAGCUUUGUUGACCUUGAUCGGUAUCUGGGGUUGCACCUUCGGCUUCCUUUUGGUGCGGAAGACUAUCCACUCCCGGAAGGCGCUGAUGAGUAUCUCCUUCAUCGUGCGAAGAUCAAUCAGAUAACCAAGCAAGCGGCGGACCUCCAUCGCGACGUAUCGCCGCAGUCAUAUUCUGCAGCGCUUGCAUUGGACGAGCAGCUAGAGACGUCGACAAAGGAGUUACCGAAGGAGUUUUGGGAGGUGCCCAAUCUACCACCUACAGCAAGAUCACCCGAAUGUCAUGCAGUGCUGGAAAGACUCAUGGUACAAGCAUGGCACUUUGAGACAAGAAUCUUCAUUCACUUGCCCUACUUACUGAGGGCGCAUCAAGACAAGCGGUAUGAAUACUCAAAGGUCACUGCGCUACAAGCUAGUCGCAACGUACUGAUGAGAUGGUUCGCACUGCGAAACGCGCAGAUCACGCAGGCAUGCUGUAGGUUCGCAGAAUUCGCAGUGUUCAUGGCUGCUGUCACCCUCACGCUUGACAUUGUUAUCGAGUUGGGCACAAAAGACAAGAACGAAGUGCAGAAUACCAAAGGAACCGACUUUGCUAUGCUUUGCCGCCUCAUUACGGAGAUGGAGAAGCUCGCCAACACAAGCUCACGGGAGAAGAUUGCAGCGCGUACCGCUAUCGUGCUCAAGAAAAUACUCUCGUCGCUGGAUCCGAGCAAACCGCCGGCCGGUAAGGUUCGCCACGUCAUACCGUUCUUCGGGACUGUCGAGCUGGAGGCUAAGAAGGUGCCCACUCGACCAUUGUUCAAUGUCGACUCGGACGUUGGCAAGCUGAUGAAGACGACGGCAACCGGAGACCACCUACCAGUGUUUGCAUUCACGCGUAACUCGCUGUGGCCGCGGGUAGAGAGCGCGGAAGAUUGCGAUUUUGACUGGGACAUUAUACUGUUUGAUGGUCUAGAAGACCGAGAUGUGGAAGGCAAUUGGGUGUUCUGA
Pyrenophora tritici-repentis Pt-1C-BFP is the source of this 2001-nucleotide messenger RNA. Its product is annotated as Fungal-trans domain containing protein. NCBI's taxonomy places the organism in Eukaryota, Fungi, Ascomycota, Dothideomycetes, Pleosporales, Pleosporaceae. The record is from RefSeq and is a predicted model, not a curated record. Gene Ontology annotation, molecular function: zinc ion binding; DNA binding. Gene Ontology annotation, biological process: DNA-templated transcription.